Messenger RNA from Megalopta genalis, 3733 nucleotides. The record is from RefSeq and is a predicted model, not a curated record. NCBI's taxonomy places the organism in Eukaryota, Metazoa, Arthropoda, Insecta, Hymenoptera, Halictidae.
UCGGUAUCCUUCGAGUCAUCAUCGAAGAGUCACGACACGAGUAAUCAUUCGAACAUACUCGGCUGAGAACAAGCUGCAAAGAUUUUAUCAAGCAACGAAGAACUUAUCAAAAGCAAUACCGACAACACGUGUACAAUCACGCGCAUGAUCGAGUUGAAACAUAAUUAUAUAAUGUUCUCAACUCCUAAAUACGUCACGAUGUUCUCAAUGAAAUGGGAUGUGCCGAAAAUGUCAAGGUCGCUGUCCUACGACAAGCUAAGAAUAGCGAUUCAGUUUUGUCUGCCCAAUACGGAAACACUUUACACUUACGCGCAAUGAGGUCGAUAACAGUUAUCAUUCAUUCUUAUAAUUAAAAAAAAAAAAUGAAUUUUAAAAGAUUUCGUCUUUACUAAUAUUGUUACAAUAUUCAUGUAAUAUGCAGCGUAAUGUAUUGCGACUGCUCUUACCACAUCUGAAGCAAUAAAAGAUAACAAACCAUGAUUAUCGCUUAUGCUAUAAAUCGAUAACUUACAAUUGCAAGCUAUUUCAUCAUAAAGAAACUGUAAAGGUGAGACAUACAAUUAUGCAGCUAUAUAUGUAUGCAUGUAUUCAAUUUUUCUUUCGUUUAACUUCAUUCUACAGCACUAUGUAUUUAUGUCGUCCAGGCAACUGUUAUAAACCGUGACAGUUCAUUUUUCUGUGGGUAGCGAAAGAAAGCCGUCCAAAAUUUUUUGUAAUUCAAUGAAAUAUUAAUUCCUUUUUGGUCCAACGAACCAAGCAAAUUCAAAGUAUUAUAAUAUAUUUUUCACGAAACGCAAUUUCCAAAAUUUUCAAAAUGCGUGAAUGUAUUUCGAUGCACGUGGGUCAAGCUGGUGUCCAAAUGGGCAACGCAUGUUGGGAACUGUAUUGUCUGGAACAUGGGAUUCAACCGGACGGAACGAUGCCAUCAGAUAAAGUGACUGGCACUAAUGAUUGCUUCAACACGUUUUUCAACGAAACCAGCUCCGGUAAAAUGGUACCGCGGGCUGUAAUGGUCGAUCUGGAGCCUACGGUUGUCGACGAAGUACGGAUGGGACUGUACAAGCAGCUGUAUCAUCCUGAACAAUUGAUCACCGGCAAAGAAGAUGCCGCGAACAAUUACGCUCGCGGUCACUAUUCGAUCGGCAGGGAAGUGAUAGACUCCGUAAUGGACAGAGUACGAAGAUUAACCGAUCAGUGUACCGGUCUGCAAGGGUUUUUCGUGUUUCACUCGUUCGGAGGUGGUACCGGCUCAGGGUUCACUUCUCUGCUGAUGCAAAAAUUGUCCGAAGACUACGGGAAAAAGAGCAAACUAGAGUUUGCAGUUUACCCUGCGCCUCAAGUAUCAACGGCGGUCGUAGAACCGUACAAUGCAAUUUUGACGACGCAUACCACGAUCGAGCAUUCGGACUGUGCAUUCAUGGUCGACAACGAAGCAAUUUAUGAUAUCUGUCGACGAAAACUCGGUAUCGAGCGGCCUUCUUACGCGAAUCUCAACCGCCUUAUCAGUCAAGUGGUGUCAUCGAUAACCGCGUCCUUGAGAUUCGAUGGUGCCCUAAACGUGGACUUGACAGAAUUCCAAACGAAUUUGGUACCAUAUCCUAGAAUCCACUUCCCGCUGGCCACCUACGCCCCAGUAGUGUCCGCCGAUAAAGCCUUUCACGAGGGGAUGUCCGUCGCCGAGAUCACUUCCGAAUGCUUCGAGGCAUCCAACCAGAUGGUAAAGUGCGAUCCGCGUGAAGGAAAAUACAUGGCCUGUUGCUUAUUGUAUCGCGGUGACGUCGUCCCGAAGGACGUAAAUGCUGCUAUCGCUGCUAUGAAGGGUAAAAGUUGCAUACGUUUCGUCGAUUGGUGCCCGACCGGCUUCAAAGUCGGUAUUAAUUACAGGCCGCCAACUGUCGUUCCCGGUGGAGACCUCGCCAAGGUGCAAAGAGCAGUUUCAAUGCUGUCGAAUACUACAGCAAUAGAAGAGGCAUGGGCCAAGUUGAACUACAAGUUUGACCUUAUGUAUAAUAAGCGAGCGUUUGUUCACUGGUACGUUGGUGAAGGAAUGGAAGAGGGCGAGUUCGCGGAAGCCCGCGAUGAUCUUGCUGCUCUCGAGCGUGAUUACGAGGAAGUGGCCCUUGAAUCAUCGAGCAGUCCAGACGCCUCUUUAGAAUAUUGAAUACAAAACAGAUUCGUACCUGUCCUUUGGAUCGUAUCAUGACGGCAAUACCAGGCUACCUGACCGCGCGAAAUUCAAGUCGAGGACGAGACGAUAAAUUGAAAUUUUUACUUACAAUUUUGAUCGUUGCAAGAAGAUUAUACAUAAACGAUAAUGGUCAGAUUGAAAUGGUCGAACGUGAAUCAGAUAAAAAAAAUGAAUUCAAUGAAAUGACUACUAAAGAACUAAUGAUAGUUAUAUAUAUAUAUAUAUAUAUUAUACUUAAAAUCAAUUUAGCUGAAAGCGUCAAGGCCCAGACAUUUCCGGUACAUGCGGCGCUUCCGAUUGUAUUUGUGUGGGUGUCAUCUCUACCUCAGGGGCUGGAUUUGGCAGAGCUAUACCAAGCCGAGAUGUUAGCGAAGACAGUGCGCUAGAGAAUGGAUUAAGUGACAACGAGGAGGGUGUGAAUUGUUCUGGUGGCAAAUCCUGAUAGAGCUGGGGCGCAGUCGACGUAGGUUGCAGAUGCUUCAAUGGAUUGUGGUCCUCCGAUAAAGAAAUUAAUCCUCCUUCCAUACGCAUUCUCUAAAAUAGCAUUACAUGACACGCAAACCUAGUAAACCACCUGCAUCUAUAUCUUCUGAUAACUUCUCCAAUUCUUCUAUAAUGGGUCUUGUACCUGUUUGAGGCCUUUCUCUGAUUAUAUAAUAUCGAGUUGAAGCUCCAAAGUGAAAUGUACUAUCGAUUGGUAGCUGUGUGGGUUUGUGAGGCUCCAAUCGCAGAUUUCCAAUGAAGGUUCCAUGUGCUGAAAAGUUAAUUUAUAUUAGUAAUCGGUAAUGAAAGCUUGAAAGAAGUAUAGAAACACUUACUGCUACCCAAAUCAACAAGAAACACACGGUUCAGAUGUUUAUGGUAAACAAGAGCUGCGUGGACACGGGAACAAGAGGCAUGGUCUAUACAAAAAUCAUUUAAUUGUUGAUUACGGCCAAACAGAUGUAACCCAACUGGUGGCUUUCCUGCCCUAAAAACAUAACCUAUGUGAAUUAUGCUAUUUGGGAAAUACAUAAACUAUUUGGAUGCAUAGUAUAAGUGUCAUGAAUGUGUUGUGACAUUGGUUGGAAAAUGGCAAUAAAAAUUUAUUUCGCAAACGUACCAAUUAGGCACCUCGUAAUGAUUAGCCAUCACCACUUUGUUAGAAUUUACUGUAUAAAGAAGAUAUACAGUGUUAAGUAGAAACAAAGCUCAUUCGAUGUCAGCGUUGCCAAAACGUCAUCUUAACCAAACGAUGAUAAUGUUUCGCAGCAAUCUUUUGUAAAUGUACAACUAUUAAAGAUCCAUGUGCUAAUAAGUGUUUACUGUUUCGAUGGCGCAUCCGAUGAGUGCAUGUGUGCAUCUAAAAAUGAAAUUAUUUCAUGAAAAAUGCAAUGUAAAAUGUUAUUUUGAUGCUGUGUGCAUAUAUGUACAGUCGUCAGAACUUGUAUAGAUUAAUAGCGUUCUACUUAAUUACAAACCACAUAAAUCUGAACCAUCGAGAAUCAAAUUAAUAAUUCAAAUGAGAACUAUUUUUCUCGAAUAAACGAAUUAAACAUGUUUCAA